Messenger RNA from Theileria annulata, 1734 nucleotides. RefSeq names its product tryptophanyl-trna synthetase, putative. The coding region runs from base 1 to 1734 and encodes 577 amino acids. The record is from RefSeq and is a predicted model, not a curated record. Gene Ontology annotation, biological process: tryptophanyl-tRNA aminoacylation. The transcript is spliced from 10 exons. Gene Ontology annotation, molecular function: ATP binding; tryptophan-tRNA ligase activity. Lineage: Eukaryota; Apicomplexa; Aconoidasida; Piroplasmida; Theileriidae. Gene Ontology annotation, cellular component: cytoplasm.
AUGGUAGAAAAAGCAUGUAGUUUUGUAGAAAGCUCCUUCCAUAUCAUUAAAGGAGCAGCUUGUACUGCCUUCUCAAUCCCAACUGCACGAUCAACUAAAUCAGUUAAAAGAUUGGCAAAUUAUAACGGGAUUAUGACACUAUCAAAGUUAAAUAACAUCCCAUCAGAUGGCGACUAUAACCUGUUUAAAAAGCUAAUUGAAGAUAAGAUUGCUGAAAAUGCGAGGUUCAGAGUAAUUAACGUUGAUCGCAGCAUGGCAGAAUCACUGUACGGAGAAUCAAUUUACGACGAUUUCGUAGUCCCAGCCACAGUUAAAACGUUGAGGUUGGUGGUUUUGGACGAGUGGAAUAUAAACGCAAAUAUCCACAACGUAUUAUACUCAACUGGUUUAAUAAGGGAGAUCUGCAUUAACAAGUUCAAAUAUAAGCCAGAAACUAAUACUUUGGAUAUCCAUUUUAAUGUCAUUCCUGCAAGUGAAGAGUUGCUGUGUAAAGAGGAGGAUAUAAACAAGGUUGAGGACUGCCCACUGAAGGAAAAUGUGUUACCGCCAGGAGAAGUUGAGUACAACUCUGCACAGUACCUUAACAUAAUCGACAGUAGUAAAACUGAUGUGGUCGACUACAACAAACUUACAUUUCAAUUCGGCUGUUCACUAAUCACUAAUCAUAUUCUUAACAGGGUAAAAGCUCUUGUUGGAAAUGUACACCCAUUUUUGAGGAGAAAGAUGUUCUUUUGCCAUAGGGACUUUGACCAACUACUUGAUAACUAUGAAAAGGGAAAUAAAUUUUUCAUUUACACGGGUAGAGGACCAUCAUCAGAAGCAUUACAUCUAGGACAUUUGAUUCCAUUUAUUUUUACAUGCUGGCUGCAAAAGUCAUUUAACGUGCCGGUCGUCAUAAUGUUGAGCGACGACGAGAAGUUCGUGUUUCGAGAAGAGUUGGAGCUUGAAAACGUUAGAAAUUUGGCACUAGAAAACGCAAAGGAUAUCAUAGCAGUCGGAUUUGACCCCGAACUCACGUUCAUAUUCAGAAACACAGACUACAUCCAGCACCUGUACAAAACCACACUAAAACUGCAAAAGAAGACUACAUUCAACCAACUCAGAGGCUCGUUUGGGUUUGACUACUCAACGAACGUUGGAAUGAUUUCAUACCCACUGUUGGAAGGAGCAGCAUCAUUCAGUGAGUCAUUUCCCAAUCUAUUUAACAAUAAAGAAGAUAUCAUGUGCCUAGUCCCACAAGGAAUUGACCAGGACCCGUUUUUCAGACUAACGAGGAGUCUGGCACCAAAGCUGGGACUUAAAAAGCCAGCACUAAUCCACUCGAAAUUCAUCCCAUCACUGCUGGGAGUUAACCAGAAGAUGUCAUCAUCAAUAGAAGGCUCAGCCAUCUUCGUAACCGACGACGCAGAAACAAUUAAGAGGAAAAUACACAAAUACGCCUUCUCAGGUGGCCGUGAUACUGCGAAAGAACAUAUGGAACUCGGCCCUAAUUUGGAUGUCGACGUGUCUUAUCAGUAUCUGAACUUUCUAGUGGAGAGCGACGAGGAACUUGAAGAGAUUACGCAAAAGUAUAAAUCAGGCCAGAUGUUGACCAAUGAAUUAAAGAAUAAGUUGGUGGACAUUCUUGUCCCAAUUGUCGAGAACCACCAGAGAUUGAGGAGUCAAGUGGACGAUGAAAUGCUAAGGAAAUUCAUGGACCCGAACCGUGAAUCCUUUAGACAGUUCUUUAAAUAA